CUCAGUGGUGCAUGAGGAGAUGGCAAGAACAUGAAUGAAAUAUGCAUGUCUACCUAAAGGAAAAAAAAAAUUACUGCCCCAUUUAUUAUUUUCACCACUAUAGUAACUAACAGCCAAGUAGAUAAAAGCUGAAUGCAUACAUCCCAAGCUGCAUGCAGUGGGCUAUAUCAUAAUACCACGCCAGUAUAUGUUAUGGAGGAAGCUCUAGCUAAUAACCAAAAGCUCCAUGCAAGGAAAGAAGGAGCGCAGCAGCAGCAGCGUCCUGCUCUUUCCUUCAGCCGUUUUUUUGAUGGAGGCGCCCUUCAGUCCGUUCUGCCCAGGCUUUAAGGGAGCAGGUGCAGGAAAAAGGGGUUAAGCACCAUUACGGACAAUUAGCUUCGCAAUCUGAUUUUAUAGUAGCGGCGAAACGUUUAUUUCCUCCCCCUCCCCGUGUGGCAAGAAGAUGGUCGCCAAACAGAGGAUCCGAAUGGCCAACGAGAAGCACAGCAAGAACAUCACGCAGAGGGGCAACGUGGCGAAGACCCUGCGACCACAAGAGGAGAAAUAUCCAGUGGGACCAUGGCUUUUGGCUCUCUUUGUAUUUGUUGUCUGUGGAUCAGCCAUCUUUCAAAUUAUUCAGAGCAUCCGAAUGGGAAUAUGAGUCCUGCACCUUCUCUACACAUUCAGAGGAUCUGGGCCCAUUAGGCACAGUAGAAGGGAAACUGGAGGCUGCAGUUUUGAUCGUCAGCUGUACGCUAAGGAACAGAGCCCUGUGCACAGUACAUGACAUUGCCAUUCAGCUGUUUACAAUGUACCUGGAUGACAGGAACAAGUGUUUUUUCUACUGAACCAUUGUGGCUGGCUUUGCCUCCUUAUGUCUUAUCAUGGAUCAUUUUUGUGCAAUAGAAUGUGUGCUUUUGUAACCAUUAUUGUUGUGCCAUAUUUUGUUUGUAAAUGUUCUGUUUGGUGUCCCGCAAGACCGUUUUCAAAAUAAAAUUCUGCACAUUUGGGAAA
This is a messenger RNA of Silurus meridionalis, 993 nucleotides long. RefSeq names its product stress-associated endoplasmic reticulum protein family member 2 (gene serp2). Bases 443 to 640 code for a protein of 65 amino acids. The transcript is spliced from 3 exons. The record is from RefSeq and is a predicted model, not a curated record. Gene Ontology annotation, cellular component: endoplasmic reticulum. Lineage: Eukaryota; Metazoa; Chordata; Actinopteri; Siluriformes; Siluridae. Gene Ontology annotation, biological process: endoplasmic reticulum unfolded protein response.